GGAAGCUCAGAGGAAACCAACAAGAAGCAGUUCUGUGUUUCCCCCUCCAGCCGUCACGUUCAUCACUGCUCGAGUCCUUUCAUUCCUCCGGUUAUGAAAUGGGAGUCAACCAGUCCAUGACCUUUCCGCCUGUAAGAGGACCCCACCUUGUAGGCUGCGGGGAUGUGAUGGAGGGUCAGAGUGUCCAGGGGAGUUUCUUUCGACUCUUCUACCCCUGUCUAAAGGCAGAGGAGACCCUGGAGCAGCCCCUGUGGAUUCCUCGCUAUGAGUACUGCACUGGCCUGGCUGAUUACCUACAGUUUAACAAGCGCUGGGGAGGUUUGCUGUUGAACCUGGCUGUGGGAUCUUGUCGUCUGCCUGUCGUCUGGAAUGGCCCCUUUAAGACAAAGGACUCUGGAUACCCCUUGAUCAUCUUCUCCCACGGCCUGGGAGCCUUCAGGACGUUGUAUUCAGCCUUUUGCAUGGAACUAGCUUCCCGUGGCUUUGUGGUUGCUGUCGUAGAGCACAGGGACCAGUCAGCUGCAACCACUUACUUCUACAAGAAGACUCCAGAGGAUAACCAGACCACUACUGAGCCACUCGAGGAAGAAUGGAUCCCUUACCGUCCAGUUGGGAAAGAGGAGAAGGAAUUCCAUGUCCGGAAUCCCCAGGUCCACCAGAGGGUGAGUGAGUGUCUACAGGUAUUGACCAUCCUGCAAGAGGUCACUGCUGGGAAGACCGUCCUCAACAUCUUGCCUGACGGCUUAGAUCUGACGACCUUCAAGGGCAGCAUUGACAUGAGCCGUGUGGCUGUGAUGGGACAUUCAUUUGGAGGGGCCACUGCUGUUCUGGCUUUGGCUGAGGAAAUCCGCUUUCGGUGUGCUGUGGCACUGGAUGCUUGGAUGUUUCCACUGGAACGUGACUUUUACCCCAAGGCCCGAGGCCCUGUAUUCUUCAUUAAUACUGAGAAAUUCCAGACAGUGGAGAGUAUUAACUUGAUGAAGAAGAUGUGUAGCCGGCAUGAACAAUCUAAGAUCAUAACUGUUCUUGGUUCUGUUCAUCGGAGUCAAACUGACUUUGCCUUUGUAACUGGCAAUUUGAUUGGCAAAUUCUUCUCCUCUCAAGUCCGUGGGAGCUUGGAUCCCUAUGAAGGUCAGGAGAUUGUGGUACGGGCCAUGUUGGCCUUCCUGCAGAAGCACCUCGACCUGCAGGAGGACUAUGAUCAAUGGAACAACCUCAUUGAAGGCAUUGGACCGUCCCUGACCCCUGGGGCCCCACGCCAUCUGUCCAGCCUGUAG
This is a messenger RNA of Elephantulus edwardii (Cape elephant shrew), 1277 nucleotides long. RefSeq names its product platelet-activating factor acetylhydrolase 2, 40kDa (gene PAFAH2). Bases 99 to 1277 code for a protein of 392 amino acids. NCBI's taxonomy places the organism in Eukaryota, Metazoa, Chordata, Mammalia, Macroscelidea, Macroscelididae. Gene Ontology annotation, molecular function: 1-alkyl-2-acetylglycerophosphocholine esterase activity. The transcript is spliced from 10 exons. The record is from RefSeq and is a predicted model, not a curated record.